GUGACGUGCGACGCAGCCACGUCGAUGACGUAGAAAUACGGGCGCGCGGCGGUGAGUUUAAAGAGUCUCGCUUGGAGGGCAGCGGUGAACGCAGCCUUUCACGAACACGUUACCGUCUGGAUCCGAACCGGAGCCGAUGUCGGAACACAGCAUGCCGCUGCAGGACCUGCCGUGCCUCAGCCCGCGGGGCUCCGUGUUGUCUCAGGCCCGGAGGACGUGCAAACGCCGGUCCAGAGGGUGUCUCGGCGAAGGCCUGGAGAUGGAAUGCACCCCAACAGAGCUCAUCCAGCAGUGGUCCCCGCUCCACAAGCACCAGCGGCUCGCCAGCAAGGGCAAAGAGAACGACGGCGGCCAGUUUGUUCUCGCUAGGAGAUCGAGGAGGAAGCGAGAAGCGGCGUCAUCAGACGUCUCGUGGGACCACCUGCCCGACGAGCUCCUUCUGCGGGUCCUCUUCUACGUUCCUCUGAAGGACCUCCUUAGGAUGUCCACAGUUUGCCAGCGCUGGCGUCGAAUAGCGCUGGAUGAGUCUCUGUGGCACAGCGUGGAUCUGGAGGGGUUGACCCACACGGGUCCAGCUCUGCAGCAGGUGCUGAAGACCGGCGUCCGCAUGCUGCGCUGCCCUCGCUCCUUCGUGGAGGAGCUGCACUUUACGGGCACCGGCCCUCUGCAGAUCGUUGUGAUGGACCUUUCCAGCUCCAUCAUCCCCACCGCAUCGCUGGAGAGCAUCAUGUGUCACUGCAGGCAGCUGGAGUAUCUGAGCCUGGAGGGUCUGCAGCUCUCCGACAACAUCGUCAGCUCUCUGUCCAAGAAUCCAAACCUGCUGCAGCUCAACCUGAGCGGCUGCUCUGGCUUCUCUGCUGCCGCUCUGGGCGACAUGCUGGCGUCCUGCUCCAGCGUCGAGCAGUUGAACAUCGCCUGGUGCGACUUCAGCAACGAUCACGUCAAGAGUGUGGUUGGCUGCGUGAGCGCCCGACUCACUCACCUGAACCUGAGCGGGUACAGAGAGGGACUCACGCUGGACGACGUGAAGAUACUGGUGACGAGAUGCCCCCAUAUUCAAACGCUAGAUUUAAGCGACAGCACCCUGCUGAUGGCCGACUGCUUCCCCGUCCUCAAGCCGCUGGCGGAUCUGCUGCAUCUCUCCCUGAGUCGCUGCUAUCACAUCCACCUGGCUGCCCUCACGGACCUGGAUACGACCUUCCCCGGGCUGAGCCUGCUGGACGCGUUCGGCAUCGUGAGCGGCAGCCACCUGUCCUCCCUGAAGAAGGAGAUGCCUCGCGUCGCCAUCAACUCCAGGCCCUUCUCCGGCGUCGCCCGGCCCACGCCGGCCUCCGGGCCCCUCGCCCACUUCAUGUGGGGCAGGAAGUGUCGGCUGAGGGUCCAGCAGUGACCCGUCUGCCUGAAGCCCGGCUUGUUCCCGCUGCAGGGUGUUGGAUCCUGCAGGAGUCGGCCCGUGGUGCCGUGACGAGCCACGUUCCAGUGUUUGUCGCUGCUACCGGAGAUGUUUCUACGCGUCAACGGCGGCUUCC
Molecule: messenger RNA, 1529 nt
Organism: Gasterosteus aculeatus aculeatus (three-spined stickleback)
Lineage: Eukaryota; Metazoa; Chordata; Actinopteri; Perciformes; Gasterosteidae
Gene: skp2
Product: S-phase kinase-associated protein 2, E3 ubiquitin protein ligase
Biological process (GO): positive regulation of protein ubiquitination
Molecular function (GO): protein binding
Source: RefSeq, a predicted model, not a curated record